GCCUCACUGCCCGCCAUCUGCCUCCGGAACUGAAAGUGAAAGUGCGCGGCCGGACACAUUAGAGUGAGGCACCGCGACUGACAGCGUGGGGCAGAGACUUUAGACGUGGUACCGGCCGGGGCUGCUCCUGCACUGCCCAGCUCUGGUCGCCAUGAGUCUCGCUCUACACGAGCUGCUGCUCUGCUGCCGCCAGAUAGAAACUGACAAGGCCACUGAAAGAAGGAAAGAAAUAGAGAAGUUUCGGAGGCUCCUUAGAGAUUCAGAGACAGUUCAGCAGUUAGAUCAGAACUCUGACAAGCGGCAAGCUAAACAACUCAACUGGGACACAGUAUUCAGGUUUUUGCAGAAAUAUGUCUACAAAGAAAUGGAAAGCAUUAAAUCCGCAAAGCCCAGUGUUUCUCAGACUACACAAAGCACCCGGAGGAAGAAGAUGCAAGACAUUAGUAGCGUGGUCAAAGAUUUUAUUCGAUGUGCAAAUAAGCGAGGCCCAAGGUUAAAAUGUACUGAGCUUUUAUUGCAUGUGAGCAACACUGUGAGAGACCCAACAACAUGUUCUGCAUAUGGGGCAGACUACAGCAGCAUCUUGCUGAAAGAUAUCCUGUCUGUCCGCAAAUAUUGGUGUGAGAUAACUUCACAGCAAUGGGAAGACUUAGUGACCCUCUACUUCAGCUUGUAUCUAAAACCAGAGAGCACUGUGAACCGCUUGCUAGUUGCUAGAAUAAUUCACACUCUGACCAGAGGAUGCUGCCAGCAGACUGACGGACUGCACUCCCUGUUCUUCCAAUUUUUUUCAAAGACAAUGAAGAGAGUCAGGGAUGAGAGAAACCCACCUGGUCUGGAUCAGAUCCUCUCUGCUCUGAAUGUGUUCCUUACCAGCGCCUCAGGGAAUUGCCGGAUGCGAGUGUGCAGGCUGGGGGAGGACUUGUUCCUCACUGUAUUGCGGAUCUGGACAAUUCAAAGGCCUAAAGAUGCACUGAAGGAGGAGAUUGUGGAGUUCUUCAGGUUACUUCUUCGAAUUCAUCAUCCAAAAGGAGCCAAGACUGUAGAUGAAGGUGCUUACGCUUUUGAUCCAGACAGAUGGAAAAGGAACUUGUACAACUUAUAUGACACACUGGUAAAUGAGAUCAGCCAGAUAGGCAGCAGAGGGAAAUAUUCCUCAGGCUCCCGAAACAUUGCAGCCAAGGAAAACUUGAUUGAGUUGAUGGCUGACAUUUGUCAUCAGCUAUUCACUGAAGACACUCAGGUGCUGGAUAUCACACAGGCUGCUUUCCUAGUGACCCAAAGGGAACCAUCUGGAGCCCCCAGCAAGCGCAGAAGGAUUGAACUUGGGUGGGAAGUGCUACGUGACAACCUUCAGAAGUCCCAUAAAGAUUUUGAUAUCAUCCCUUGGUUACAAAUUGCAACCUGCUUGAUUGCCCGAUACCCAGUGAGCCUGCCUAGCAAUGAGCUGACUCCAUUACUGACGGUUCUACACCAGUUACUUGCCCAGCAGAGACGAGGCGAGAGGGCCGCUUAUGUGCUUCGCUGCCUAAAAGAGGUUGCCGUUUGUCAAAAGCAAAAAACAGAUGUGAAGAUCACACCAAAAUCAGAUCUGUACAAACUGUGGUCUAAAAUCUGGGCUGUUACGUUGCGUAGCAUCAGUUCUCCCCAAACAGAAGAGGAAAGUUUUGCCUUACUGGGCUCCAUCUUACAAGGAGGUCUAAUACCGGCUGACACAGAUUUCUGGAAGAUUUUUUCAGGAGCUGCUGCCAAACCAUCCAGCCCUGGGGUUCAUUGCUUGGCUGUGGCCCUCACCUCAUGUUGCCUCCCGGAGCACGUCAGUGUGGGUUUCGAUAAUCCCAUGCAUGAAGCCAAUGGCACUCGAAGCUCUCUGAAAGAAGAAAUCAUAAAAUGGCUGUUGUUUGGUCAUCUGGAUGAUGAAAUGGAAGACACUAAUGAGCUUUCUCCUGUCAUAAGCAAGGACUUCUCCUACCCUGCUCUUCAGAAAAUUCUUGUGAGUCUGACAAUGAAGGACUCCAGAGCUGCUAUGAAAUUCUUCACAAGCCUUUCUCAGUGCUCACACAUCAAAAAGGAAAAUGACGCCAGUUUUGCAGAUACAGAAGAACUAUACUUACAUACCUCAUUUAGUGAAAUUCCAGGGGGGCCUCAUGUGGGUCCUAUGGACGCUGACAGAAAUGGAAGCUCUCCCUGCCUGACUGUGAAUUUAGCUAUAAGAGAGAAACUGGAGCAAGACCUGCUCACCGUGUCUGAGCAGCAACUUAACUCCUACUCCUCUGAGGCCACUCCACCUGUCAAUCUUGUCCGAUGUGCCUGCCUUUUGACUGGGGUAUUGGGUUGUUACCGCUAUGCAGAUAUUAUCACUGAAGAGGAUGCCCUUAAAUCCAAUUUAUUUCAAAAAGCCAAGAUGCUGAUGCAGUGUGCUGGGGAGAGCAUUGCAUUCCUGAAGGCAAAACUGAAUGAGGAUACCAAGAUCAGCUCCUUGGCAGUGCUGUUAACUCAGUGUGUGGCCUGUGUAUGUAACUGUGCAAAGAACAGUCCCAUGUGGUUCCUCACAGAUUUUUUCCUACGUCUUUUAACCCCAAGAAUGUUAAAUGACUUGACAGACAUCAGUAAACAUUUACUUACCAACACUGGAGGAUCGGUGGAGGCCGGUGAGCAUGAUUUAAUAGAUGAUACAGAUUCCAGAAUGGAGACAGAAGACCAGGGAGCUGUGGACCUGUUUGAUGAUCAUUGUGUUGCUGAACCAGCUGAAAACAUGGAGUUUGGGGAGCUUCAGAAUGUUACUGGAGCAGUGAGCCCCCUGUCGGAGGAACAUCUCACCAAGCCGGAGGCUGUCCUGCUGCAGAUCCUGGAGUUCCUUUGCCUUUGUACAUCUGCUGCUCAGAAUCACACAGUCAACUUCCGACCUUCAGAUACCCGCAGAAAGCUGUUAGCCCUGAUUGAUAACAAUGCUCUGGACAUUAACAAGCCGCUGCACCUUCAUGUGUUCUUACAGCUCUUAAAUGAGCUGCCCAAAGCUGAUGUGCCACUGCCUGUUGAUGAAAUUAUAACGUUGCUGAAGCCACUUAAUGAAGUGUGUUCUUCCUAUCGCCGAGACCAGGAUGUCUGUGCGGUUAUACUAAAAAAACUGCUCCCCGUGGUCAGCUGUCUAGGGCAGGAACCAAUGGACACAGAUGAAACAUAUGAUGCUCAGGAGCAACUCCUGAAUGUUAUUCAGGCAUUUUGGAUUUUAACAAAAGAUGGAAAAUACACUGCAGUGGUCCGUGCCUCUCUGGUGAAUUGCAUGAAGGCCCUGCUAGAGGUUGACCCUCAGUCUAAGUGGGCUAUUCUUACAGUUGAUGACCAGGAUGUUCCUGUGAGAGACAUUUUCCCAGCUUUUCUGGCUGACUGUCAUCACCAGGUCCGCUUUCAUACUACAGUGUCCAUAAGCAGAUUGUUCCAGGAUGUAAAAGCACAAGCCCUUCCUCUACAGCUGCAGCAGAAGGCAUUUGAUAACGUUUACCUGAAGGUUCAAGAAGGAAUGCGCUAUCUGUCUCGUAGCAGCUGUGACCCAGAUGAGCUCCCUGAUGAAACCUGGAACCGAAGAUCUACGUUGCUGAUGUUGAUAUCGAUGAUUCUGCGGUGUAGCCCAGUGUGUGAGAAGCAGGCUCUGUUUGCCAUCUGUCAGUCUGUGAAAGAGAAUGGGCUGGACCCUCAGCUUAUCAGAAAGGAGCUGGGCAGGGUUUCUGCUGCUCUGGGAUACAGAGGAGUAAAGGACUUCAUGGCUUCCCAUUUAGACUAUCUGAUCCUUGAGUGGCUUCGAAUGAAGGUUUCUGGGUACAGUCUCUCAACAUUCCCAUACAUCUUGCUAAAUUACUCCUCUCUCAAUGAGUUUUACAGAUCUUGUUACAAAGUUCUUGUCCCCCAUCUGGUGAUAAGGAGUGAAUUUGAAGAGGUGAAGGCCCUUGCUACGUGCAUUGAGGAGGACUGGAAGCUUCUGCUUGAUGAUUGCUUUCCCAGAAUUCUAGUGAACAUCCUCCCCUACUUUGUCUCCGAAUGUGCUGCUGAUGAUGAAGAGAUGGCACAAAAGAGAGAGGUUGCUACUAAAGUAUAUGACUUGCUGCUAGAUGAAAGCUGUUUGGGCAAGCAGCAAAUCGACAACUUGUUCUUCCGAAAUCUUCCAGAGAUUGUGGUGGAGCUGCUGAUGACACUGCAUGAAACUUCUAGCAGCAGCGCCAGAGAGGACCCUGAUGUGAUACAGUUUGCAGGGGAACUGGAUCCAGCCCCAAACCCCCCUUAUUUUCCAUCAUCUGUUAUCAAGGCAACAUUGCACUACAUCAGCAGCUGCCACAAAAGCAAAAUGAAAAGUCUGGUAACAAUAUUGUCCAAGACCCCGGAUUCAUUUCAGAAGAUAUUGCUGGCUAUAUGCAAUGAGGCUGCGGAAACAAACAAUGUGUACAAGAAGCACCGCAUUCUCACUAUCUAUCACCUGUUUGUUAAUCUGCUACUUCUGGAAAUAAAAGAUGGUCUGGGCAAUGCUUGGGCAUUUGUUCUAAGGGACAUCAUUUACACCAUAAUCCAUCACAUCAACAGCAGACCUGCGCCCUGCAAAAUGGAUGAUGUAUCUACGCGCAGUCUCUUGCUUUGCCUCGACCUUUUGCACCGAGUUUGCCAAGCAGCUGUCACUCACUGCGGAGAUGCUUUAGAGAGUCACCUCCAUGUCAUUGUGGGCAGUCUGAUACCUUUGGCAAACAGUCAGGAAAGAAUUCAAGAAAAGGUGUGCGACUUGCUGAACUUCCUGGUGAUAGAGAACAAGGACAAUGAGAAUCUCUAUCAUACCAUUACACUUCUGGAUCCCUUCCCUGACAUUCCUCUCUUUAAGAACCUGCGUCAGGCCCAUCAAAAAACCAAGUACAGCAAAGGCCCAUUCUCCCUUCUAAAGGAAAUUCAGAAUUUUCUCUCUGUCAGCAUCUGUGAUUCCCUUCCCCUGACCAGACUAGAAGGACUCAAUGACCUGAGGAAACAGUUAGAGCAACAUAAGGAUCAGAUGAAGGAGCUUGUGAGAGAUUGCCAAGGAACCCCCCAGGACAGUGUUAUAGCAAGUCUAGUAGUGAAUCUGUUACAGCUCUCCAAGAAUGCAGUGCAUCAGUCUAAUGGGAAAGAGGUUCUAGAAGCUGUUGGCAGUUGCCUUGGAGAAUUAGGACCUAUUGACUUCUCCACCAUUGCUCUCCAGCACAAAAACGAUUCGGUCUAUUUCAAAGCAGACAAAGUCUUUGAAGAAAAAGAGCUUCAGUGCGUCCUGGUCAUGCUGACAUUAAUAAAUAAUGCCCUGACGGAUCACUGCAUCCAGGUUCGGUCGGCAGCUGCUACCUGCUUAAAAAACAUUCUGGCCACAAAAACUGGCACUAUGUUUUGGGAGGCCUGUAAAGACAAAGGGGAACCAAUGCUUCUCUACUUCCAGCCUUUCCGUGUUCCGAAGAAAAAAUUUCUGGAAGUGGAAGAAAUUCAGAGAGCUGGUGCUAUGGAAAGCCUGGAUGACCCCUGUAUCUGGAUCCCUCAGAACGGAAACCAUGAGAGUUGGAUAAAACAUCUGACUUGCACUUUGCUGGAGAGCGGUGGGGUGAAGAGUGAAGUUCUGCUCCUAUUAAAGCCUUUAUGUGAGGUGAAAGCAGAUUACUGUCAGGCAGUGGUGCCUUAUCUUCUACAUAACAUUCUUCUAAAUGACCCCAAUAACACGUGGAGGGCUCUUCUCUCAAAGAACGUCCAGAGGUUUUUCACCUCAUGUUGCCAAUCUCUGCCAACGUCAAGUAGAUCAGCUACUCCAGCAAGUUCAGAUUCAGAAUCGGACGUGCUGGCACGUGGGGCCAUAGACAUUGCUUCCAGGAGGACGAUGCUAUCUGUGAUCGAAUACUUGCGCAAACAAAGGAGGCCGGUGCCAGGAACAGCUUUUGAUGACAAUUUCUGGUUGGACUUAAACUACCUCGAAGUGGCAAUGGCUGUCCAGUCCUGCGCCGCACACUUCACUGCUUUACUCUACUCUGAAAUCUAUGCCGAUAAGAUCAAACAGGAUGGUGAACAGCGAGCAAGUACAAACAGGUCCAAUGCACGCAAAUGCCUGAAAUUUGAAGAGGGUAGUCAGACAUUGGAUAUUACUGGCCUGAGUGAGAAAAGCAAAGAGGAGACUGGGAUAAGCUUACAGGACCUGUUGAUGGAUAUCUAUAGGAGCAUUGGGGAGCCUGACAGCUUGUAUGGCUGCGGUGGUGGAAAAAUGCUCCAUCCUCUUGCAAGAAUCCGCACUUAUGAACAUGAGGCUAAAUGGGGAAAAGCAUUGGUGACCUAUGACCUGGAAAUGAACCUCCCUCUGGUUACCCGCCAGGCAGGGAUUAUGCAGGCUUUACAGAACUUUGGGCUCUCCCAUAUACUUUCUUCUUAUUUACGAGGACUCGAACAUGAAAAUGCAGAAUGGACCUCAGAAAUGCAGGAAAUCCAUUUCCAGGCUGCCUGGAGGAACAUGCAGUGGGACGACUGCUCACAGACAAAGAACGAGACCUGUGGACCUGGUUACCAUGAAUCGCUCUAUCGGGCCGUACAGUCACUGAGGGACAAGGAAUUCUGUGGCUUUCAUGAGCAUAUAAAAUACGCCAGGGUUAAGGAGGUGGAAGAGCUGUGCCGGGGCAGCCUGGAAUCUGUGUACUCUCUCUACCCUGCGCUGUGUCGGCUACAAGCUAUCGGGGAGCUUGCAAGUGUGGGGGAGAUGUGCUCCAGGUCCAUCACUGACCAUGGGUUAAUGGAUACUUACUUGAGGUGGCAGAGGCAAUCCCAGUUUCUAAAAGACAGUGAUUUUGAAUUCCUUGAGCCCGUCCUGUCCCUACGGUCUGUGAUUCUGGAAACGCUGCUACAGGAGGAGAAGAAGCAACCCAGCCAGGAGUCCCUGAAGAACAUCCUAACUAAGCACCUGGUGGAUUUAUCUAGAAUAGCCCGGAGCGCUGGAAACACACAGCUUCCAGAGAAAGCCAUGUUCCAGAUCAAGCAGCAUAACCCCAGUCCGUUUGGUGUGUCUGAGUGGCAGCUCGAAGAGGCUCAGAUCUUCUGGGAUAAAGAGGAGCCAAGCCUAGCGCGGGUGAUACUCAAGCAAAUGAUUAAUAAGCUGGAAUUAAACAGCUUUGAGACUGAGAAUGAUUCCACCCUUCGCUUGCUCUAUGCCGAGUGUCUGAGGUUAUGUGGAAACUGGCUGGCAGAGACCUGCUUGGAGAGUCCCACAGUCAUCAUGCAGAAUUAUCUAGAAAAGGCUGUGGAAGUUGCUGAGUACCCUGAUGGGGCCGGAGAGAAGCUGCAGGAGGGCAGAAUGAAGGCCUUCCUGUCUCUAGCUCGCUUUUCUGAUGCCCAGUAUCAGAGGAUUGACAACUACAUGAAGUCCUCUGAGUUUGAGAACAAACAGGCCUUGCUGAGAAAAGCCAAGGAGGAAGUUGGUCUAAUGAAGCAGCACAAGGUUCAGACCAAUAGGUACACGGUGAAGGUGCAGCGAGAGCUGGAGCUGGAUGAAUGUGCCAUCCUGGCGCUGAGGGAGGACAGAAAGCGGUUCUUGUGCAAAGCAGUAGAGAACUACAUCAGCUGCCUCGUUUCUGGAGAGGAACACGACAUGUGGAUCUUCCGCCUUUGCUCCCUCUGGCUUGAGAAUUCCGCAGUGUCGGAAGUGAACAGUAUGAUGAGGCAAGAUGCCCAGAGGAUCCCAUCCCACAAAUUCCUGCCUCUGAUGUACCAACUGGCUGCUCGUAUGGGCACCAAGAAGAUGGGAAACCUGGGAUUUCAUGACGUCCUUAAUAAUCUGAUUGGUCGGAUUUCAAUGGACCACCCACAUCACACGCUGUUUAUUAUCCUGGCUCUGGCCAAUGCAAACAAAGACGAUCAGCUGAUGAAACCGGAGGCUGUGAAACGGGGCCGGCUCACCAAGAAUGCCCCCAAACAGAUCUCCCAGCUAGAUGAGGAUCGCAUGGAAGCCGCGCGCCACAUCGUCGAUACCAUAAAAAAGCAGAGGACUAACAUGGUGCGAGAUGUGGAGAGACUCUGUGAUGCCUAUAUAACCCUUGCCAACAUGGAUGCCAACCAGUGGAAAUCCCAGAGAAAUGCCAUCCCCAUCCCAUCAGACCAACCCAUCACUAAACUGAAUAAACUGCAUGACGUUGUGAUUCCAACUAUGGAAAUCAAGGUUGACCCCAGUGGGAAGUAUGAAAACCUGGUGACAAUCGUAUCUUUUAAACCUGAGUUCCGCCUGGCCGGGGGCCUUAAUCUGCCGAAGAUAAUUGACUGUGUCGGCUCCGAUGGGAAAGAGAGGAGACAGCUUGUCAAGGGCAGAGAUGACCUGAGGCAAGAUGCAGUCAUGCAGCAAGUGUUCCAGAUGUGCAACACAUUAUUGCAGCGCAACAGCGAGACGAGGAAAAGAAAGCUGACUAUCCGCAGAUACAAGGUCGUCCCCUUGUCCCAGAGAAGUGGCGUGCUCGAGUGGUGCACGGGGACAGUUCCGAUUGGGGAAUACCUUGUCAAUGAGAAAGAAGGUGCACACAAGCGUUACCGCCCAAGGGAUUAUGGCAGCUUACAGUGCCAAAGGAAAAUGAUGGAGGUGCAGAGAGGACGCUUCGAAGAGAAGUACCAGACAUUUCUCGACAUUUCCGAGAACUUCCGCCCAGUCUUUCGCUACUUCUGCAUGGAGAAGUUUCUGGAUCCUGCCAUGUGGUUUGAGAAACGUUUAGCAUACACUCGCAGUGUGGCCACAUCCUCCAUAGUCGGCUACAUUGUUGGGCUCGGAGACAGACAUGUCCAGAACAUCCUUAUAGAUGAGGAGAGCGCUGAACUCGUACACAUUGACUUAGGAGUGGCUUUCGAGCAGGGUAAGAUUCUGCCUACACCAGAAACUGUUCCCUUCCGGCUCACAAGAGAUAUCGUGGAUGGUAUGGGCAUCACUGGAGUUGAAGGGGUUUUUAGAAGGUGCUGUGAGAAGACCAUGGAAGUCAUGAGGAACAACCAAGAAGCUCUUCUGACCAUUGUUGAGGUUUUACUCUAUGACCCGCUCUUUGAUUGGACAAUGAAUCCCCUUAAAGCUCUGUACCUGCAACAGGAUGAAGUGGAUUUCAAUGCCACCCUUGGUGGUGAUGACCCAGAAUGCAACAGAAAUUCAUGUGACAGCCAGAGCGUCAAUAAAGUGGCAGAGCGUGUUCUCCUGCGCCUUCAGGAAAAGCUGAAAGGAGUGGAAGAGGGGAUGGUUCUGAGUGUAGGGGGACAAGUCAAUCAUCUCAUCCAGCAGGCAAUGGACCCAAAGAAUCUCAGUAGGCUGUUCCCUGGCUGGAAGGCUUGGGUGUAGGUGAGGGAGUGGAGGAUAUUUGUUUAAUACAACUGCAGCACAUUGCAGUGACUGCUUUAAAAUGCAAUGGCUAUCAAAAGUAGUAUCCAUCUGUCCCCUUGCUAUUAUCUGUACUGCUGGUUCUGACUUGUGAAACUAGUGGAGCCUCCAGGACCCAAUCAGACCCCUCUAAUAGAGGGCCCAGAUAAGUGAUCAACAACUGCUGCUGAACCACAAUUCCCAAACAAUUCAGCCAUUGCCCUUUGUCCUCUGAUUGGUUGCCGUGGGUAUCUGCAUUGCUGCAAUUUAGCCCCUGUCUUAGUAAAUCAGCCCUCUCGUUUCAAGGUGAAUUGGUUCCACAAGGUCUUUAAUAGGCUAGUGCUGCAAUGGUUAUUAUUAACUGAUCAGAUGGUCUGUGAGUGGCUCCUCCAGCUCUCAGUAGCACCGCGGUGUAUAUCAGGUAUCUGGAAGGAGGCCAUGCAGUCCCGAAUAUAUGUAUAAAGCACUUUAGUGUAGCAUAGUGUGGCACAAAUGUAUUUUAGUUAUCUAAGAUUAAAUUGCAGUUGUGGCCUGAACAUUGUAGUUUUGGCUGCAGUAGCUAUUUCAUCAAUUGUUCUAUGUUCACUUCAGUGGGGAGUGAUUGAUUAAUUUCUUAAGAAAAAUGAUGGACUGUAUAUUUUGUUAUUAAUAAAACCAAAAAAUAUAAUAAAUCAUCUCUUGUAUUUA
Xenopus tropicalis (tropical clawed frog) is the source of this 10039-nucleotide messenger RNA. It is a transcript of the gene atm, whose product is annotated as ATM serine/threonine kinase. The record is from RefSeq and is a predicted model, not a curated record. Gene Ontology annotation, molecular function: transferase activity; kinase activity; protein serine kinase activity. Bases 152 to 9334 code for a protein of 3060 amino acids. Gene Ontology annotation, cellular component: centrosome; peroxisome; cytoplasmic vesicle. NCBI's taxonomy places the organism in Eukaryota, Metazoa, Chordata, Amphibia, Anura, Pipidae. The transcript is spliced from 63 exons. Gene Ontology annotation, biological process: regulation of telomere maintenance via telomerase; DNA damage response; positive regulation of telomere maintenance via telomere lengthening.